GGAACGACAAGCUUGGUUUGUCAGGAAGGGCAUUUCUUGACAUGGGAACACUCAGUACAUGUAAGCUGUAUCGUUACAAACAAACAAUGUAUGCCUUCUUUCCUCAGUUUUUAGAUCAUGAACAUUUCUACUUGUCACUUGAUGAUCAGAUGACUGUUGACUUUGUUCAGACAGCACUUGCAUAUUUGAGGGCUAACUGGGAGAUGAAUGGCCGUCCUACCUUUACGUUACCUGUUACUCGAUUUCUACUAGGAGAGCAGGGAAAGAAGUCACCAGUCAUUAAUUUGCUUAAGAAGUUGAGGGCAGGGUACAGUGCUGGAGUGAGAACUAAAGUUGGAAAACUGGCAGACUUCUUAAAGACAUCUCACAUUACCAAGUUGUCAUUCAUGCAUGGGUAUCCUGUUGUUGAUGACUGUGCCUUAUCACCUGUUGGAAUGAAACGUGCGAUGACUUUGGAGUCAUCAAACAGUUUGCUGUCGCUUUAUGACAAUUCACCAGCAAAUCCAUCUCCACGCUUGAGACGACGAGGACCUUCACCUAACAGAGAUCAUGAGAGAAUACAGCGGAGGUCGAUGGUGAUUGGCUCAGUGAGAAGGAGUCGGAGAGCUGCAAGUCGCUUUUUUGACGAUGAGUUGGAUGGAGCUGGCAGUCCAAAGAGCAUUAUGAAUUUGUUGGCUUCACAAAGUCAUGGUGGAAAGAGGAGAAGUUUGCAUUUGAAACAUUCUGCAAGUCCAGCUGAAUUUCAUUCUCGUAGUCUCUCUACGGGCAGUUAUGGAGGUGUUCAAAUGGAUGACUUGCUGGAGCAGUUGGCCGUUGCUGACUCAUUGCAAGACCAAGCUGACAUCUUGUACUGUAUCUAUUUACAGAAAGGUUUGCACUUUGAUUGUAAGCUCAAUGAAGAGGAGGGAUGCACUGUAGGAGUUCUAUAUGAAGAGAUCUAUGAGAGGGCUGCUCACCAACAGUUGUGGUCACUUGUCCGACAUGCUGCUGGAGUAGUUGGGAAGGAAGUUGAAGAACUCGCUGCUGCAGCCACUGACAUUUUGGUACAUCAAAAACAAUUCACUGUUGGCUUACCACCUGCAACUGUCGAAAUCACAGUCACAAGGCCUCUCCCACCUGAAGAGUUGAAAUCUAUUAUUUAUGGAACAUAUGGAGAGGAUGUCAGUACUGCAGUUCUUACUCAGGAAAUAUUGUUAUAUUUGGCCAUGUUUAUGCGAACAACACCUUCAAUGUUUCUGGAGAUGCUCACUUUGCGUAUUGGCCUCAUUAUUCAUGUGAUGACUGCGGAAUUGGGACGAUCUCUUACCUGCAAGGGUGAUGAGGCAGCUGAGCAGCUGAUGAAUCUUCGUCCAAGUCAAAUGAAAAAGUUGUUGUAUCAUAUCAUUAAUGGGGAGGAAUUCACGGAGACAAUUGAAUCAACUGGAGAAGAAGACGGCCGCUUUCGACGACGUCUUGUUACUAUUCAUGCUUUGAAACGACGUGACACUGCAGGGAUUGUCAAACUGAAGCAACAUGCUAGAGAAGAACUGUCUGGGAAACCACGGGGUGCAAAUGACUCUGGCAGUGAUGAUGAAUCUCCUAUGACCAGUCUUCAUGGACAGUGGAUACGCAGACGAAGAUUGGAUGGAGCAUUGAAUAGAGUGCCUAUUGGAUUUUAUAGCAAUGUGUGGCGAAUACUACAGAGAUGCAGUGGACUCAAAUUAGACAAACACAUACUGUACUCACAUCCAACUAUUGAAGAGAUGACAGAAGGAGAAUUGAAAUUUGCCUUGACUGUUGAGUCAUGGCUGAACCGUCUUCCACAACCAGAAUACAGACAGUUGAUGGUAGAAGCUCUUAUGGUUUUAGGUAUGCUUGUUGACACCGAUCCUGGUCAAAGUCUUGGAGAUAUUGUUAGCAUUGGCUCUUUGGUCUAUGAUGCCAAUAAGCUGUUUCUUGAAUCUGCAUUUGCUGGUAUCAACAAUCCACCCCUUGCAGUUCAUCAAGACGACACCAUAGUAGAAGACUUUUAUGAUUGUGCCCCUAGUGGUCGCUUUGGGACAAUGAGCUUUUUGACUCAAGCUGUAGUUAAUAGAGUACAAGCCUUGCCAAGAAUAGCUCCAUUACCAGACUGUAGAGUCAGCUAGAGCAGUUUUGCAAACUGUUUUGAACAGUUAUAUCUAUGCAUGAAGUGAUAGUCAUGAUCAAGUCUGAGAGGGUGUAGUGUUUCUGUACAUUGAGUCAGAAUGCUACAUGUAGUUGACCAGAGUCAAUUAAUUAACUGGUAUGUAAUUGUAAGGAGACAUCAUUAUUCAUUAUUACUUUGAUCCAUCAAUAAAUCACAAGACUAAGGGAUAAUUUGCACACUCACUUUCCACACUAAUAAAUACAUGCAACACUUUGCCCAUUUCAUAUUUACAGUAGACACCUUUUGGUGCAACACACACACACACACACACACAC
Molecule: messenger RNA, 2442 nt
Organism: Corticium candelabrum
Lineage: Eukaryota; Metazoa; Porifera; Homoscleromorpha; Homosclerophorida; Plakinidae
Product: phosphorylase b kinase regulatory subunit alpha, liver isoform-like
Exons: 16
Coding region: 42-2126 (694 amino acids)
Biological process (GO): glycogen metabolic process
Cellular component (GO): phosphorylase kinase complex
Molecular function (GO): calmodulin binding
Source: RefSeq, a predicted model, not a curated record